This is a messenger RNA of Vitrella brassicaformis, 3295 nucleotides long. The record is from the annotation of a GenBank genome assembly. NCBI's taxonomy places the organism in Eukaryota, Vitrellaceae.
AGACAAUUGACUCACUUCGAUCCCUAUCUCGCUGGCUGAUGACGUGUGAAGGUCCAUGCGCAUGCUGCACACGUCCAUCUCCAGGUGGGUUGUGUCUCACGAGCAAUCUCACCGCAGCGUGAAUACACAGGUGGAAACGGGCCGCAAACUGGCGGAGACAUUGCAUGUAGAUAAGUCUAUCGCACAUCACCACACGCAGCACAUGCUAUCGUCCGCACACAGACAUAUGUACAGUCGCGGCAACAGGCAGCAGUCAGCGGUCGGCUAGUGGUGCUGCACCUCCCCCUUGCUGCCCAUCUUCUCGUUGGUGUUCAUUCGGGCGUACUUGUGAGCAAACGGUGAACCUGACGGCAUAGAUCGACAUGAGGAGCCGGAGCCUUGGAGCCAGACGAAUGAAGGAAGGCUUGCCUGCUUUGACGGCCCCGAUUUUCGCGUCAAAGGAGUCGUUCUCGGCGUACAGGUAUCUGCCAAACAAAGAGACAAGACGUGAUGAGGUCUCAAUCUGCUCGCAUCUCCACGUGUGGCUUACAAUCGGAAGACACAGCAGAUAAUGAGCGCACUCGCAGCUAAUGCAAUGCCCCAGAAAAAGACGCUGCAAGAGAAAGGGGGACAGUGCACGUCUCAUGUGUGUUCUUCGCUGUCUUCCUUUGUGCUCACCCUGGGGCUGUGACGGCUUUCGAAACCCUGCUGAGCAGACAGGACCGUAUACACAGACCAUUCAAGAGACACGUGAGCGAGUGAGGGUUUCCAUCGGCUGACCUGACAGCUGGCUUCCUGCACGCCUUGACCCAGGACAGGUCGAUCGACUGGUAGUCCUCCAGGUGGAGGGAGAGCGUCACGCGAGAGCUGCCGGCUGCCAGAGCGGGAAACAAAUGAACAUCAAGGGUGGGGAUCUCACACGAAAGAGCAUUACCUGUUUUGCAGACAUAGUAGAGACGAAGUAGAUUCGGGCUUGCGCCGAUUGACCGUCUGUUCGCCGAGAUGUACAUGAGGAAAAGGAGAUGAAGUAAGGCGAGGGAUCGUGGGAGUGCUGUGGGUACCUCAUGCUGAUUUGUCUGGCUUCCUCGAGGCUCUUCGGCUGGCUGCCGCCAAAGCGAAUGUCCACCACUUGACGAUCAAAACUCAACUGGCAAGAAGCAAGCAAAGAUAAAUGGGUGACGCAGUGCUCUCUCAUCUCAUUGUUACCUGGGGUGGCGGGUAUAGGGCUGGCAGGUCUUCGCCAAACGGUGCCUUGAGGGUGAUUGACGAGCAGCUGCGUCUCUCGUCCACCUGGAAUGCAUCCUUCUUGGGGUCAGCCGUCACGGAAAAGGUCGGACUCACACUCCCCUGACAUCACGCACACAUGGAUCGACACGAUUCAUUGACAGUCGUUUGCCCACCGCGGUCACAGCUUGGGUUGCCUGCCCUCUGGGCCGUCCGAACAUACACGCCUGAAUCAAUACGUCAAGAUUGUGGGCCUUCGGCGGGACGCAGUGCUUCGACCAUCUGGGAGACACAACAAAGGCACGUCAAUGGACGGACGACACACGCCAGGCUCCCAUUGAUGUUCUUCUGUUGGUCGUUUGGUUACGCGAUAUGAAUGGUCUCGUCGGUGAGGUGUUUGGUGAGCUUGAGGGUCACUUCUAUGGGCUGUUCGCUCUUGGUGUGGCACGUGUACACAACAGACAAAGUCUCCUUCGAGAUGUCUGAGACCUGAGCACAGGAGGGGAAGAAGAAGAAGAUGCAUGGAAGACCAGUGCACUGUUUGCCCGUCCGCCUUUCCUCUUACUUCGAUGAAGUCCGUGUAUGCGAUGGAUCCUCUGAUGUCGACCGUCAGGCCCUCUGGAUAAGACGACGUCACGACCGGCCUGCAGACGAAGCAACAGGCGUCGCUUUCUGGUCAUGAGAUCGCCAUGUGCCACGUGUGGGUCACUUUGAGAAGAGGACGGAUCCAGGCCCGCUGACCCACAGGUUGAAGUUGGUCGCCACCUGCUUCGUCGGCACGCCGCCCUCUGAUGUAGGAAUGCAGGCGAGGGGAGAUGGGUGUGUGACAUUCACGGACACCCAGGGGCUUUGUACCUUCGUGGUCUUCGAGCCAUUCUUCGUUGGUCUCGCCUUUGUCAAACACAUAGCGAUUCUCGCUGUCGGCGAUCUACAACAGGGGUAUAGAGGCACAAUGGCGACCUGUCUGCGUGUUGCGACUUUGUUGCGACCUUCCACCCACCUGUAGCCUAUCCCAUCCCGUCUUGCACUUCUUGAUCCAUGAGAAACACACCGUCUGUUCCUUGGUCGGCUUGCCCACCUUCACAGAACAGUCGCAAAGUGAUGGCACCUUGGCAGCACUUCUCGCCCGCCUUCCCCCUUACUCACAUGUAGUGUCAUCUUAAUGCGAGCUGUCCCCUCUCUGCCACAGCCGUAGAGGACUUGGACGUCGGUCGCCAGCCCGUCAAUGAUGAGGGGGUUGUCCUGGCUAGCGUGCUCAGAAAGAUCCACCCGCAGCAGGGGCUUGGAAGCGUCAGCAGCGAUGGUGUCUUUCGCCUGGGUGUCUGGCGCCGCCUCAUCCUGACCUUGCAGUCUUCUGGCCCGGUCAUCGCCCCCAUCUCUUUGCUCAGAAGCUUCAGAGGCGGCCUCACCGUUGCCGUCCCCCUUGACUUCUUCGGCGGUUAUUUCCUCUCCCGCUGCCGCUGCGGAGGCGCUCUCGUCUUUCUGGCUGCCUGUGGAUGCAUCGCCCUCUGCUGUGGCAGAUCCAGCCUGCUGUGUCGUAUUUGCUGCUACGGGCUGCUCAGCCGUGCCUGUGACGCCGGUUUGACCACCCUGCGUUGCCGAGGAUGCUGGGUUGAAUGUGGCGGCAGGGACAUACUCCUCGACUUCGAAAUCCACCUUGAAAAUACUCACUCUGAAGGGAAAUGCACCCAUGUGAAAAAAAAGGAUGUCUGGCAUCCCAUCCUCUCUUCCGUGCUUCUCACUCACGUGAUGUCCUCGUCGUUGGACACGAUGCGGAACGCUCUGGAUGAGUAGGUGGAGUCCUCGACUUUUCCCGCGGCCACGAGCUGGUCUGUGGUCUUAAGGCAGCUAGAAGGCUUGGUUCUUUCGUCGAAGAUGACCUUGAACUGCUCUCCCAGUCCGCCUCCACCGUCGUAGAUGAUGAGGUUGGAGAGAUCUCCCUCCUCUCCUUCAUCUCCAUCCAUCCCAUCGCGCUCACGAUCCAUAUCCUCCUCAUCACCGAGGCACCCCACCACACCGAAGCCAACCAACAAAGCCACCAACGCUACGCCUCGCAUAUUCCUUCUCGGUCCUCGGAGGUGCACGAACGAGA